UGCAGAGAGUGGUUUCUGGGGAGUGAAGAUCCUCUGGUACUUUGCGAAAAGUCGCAACUCAUUUUGAAUAGUUUAAUUUUUACAAGUACAUAAUUCAAUAACGCGCAAUGGCUGGGCUGAAGUACAUGAGUGGCUUUGGCAAUGAAUUUUCCUCUGAAGACCCUCGCUGUCCAGGAUCUCUACCUGAGGGACAGAACAAUCCCCAAGUGUGUCCAUAUGGCUUAUAUGCUGAGCAACUCUCUGGCUCUGCCUUCACUUGCCCACGCUCAAGCAAUAAGAGAAGCUGGCUAUACCGCAUUCUGCCCUCUGUGCGCCACAAGCCUUUCACUCGGAUGAGCUGUGGAGAUCUGACCGAGAACUGGAAUGAAGUAGAGCCUGAUCCCAACCAGCUCAGAUGGAAGCCAUUUAACAUCCCCAAAUCUUCAGAGAAAAAAGUGGAUUUCGUAUCGGGUCUACAUACAGUAUGUGGAGCUGGAGAUUCGAAAUCCCGUAAUGGAAUCGCCAUCCACAUGUACUCCUGCAACACUUCCAUGACUGACAAAUGUUUCCAAAAUGCAGAUGGUGAUUUUCUCAUUGUGCCUCAACAAGGCGAAAUCCUGAUUACUACAGAAUUUGGAAAGAUGAUGGUGGAGCCCAAUGAGAUUUGUGUCAUUCAGCAAGGAAUGCGUUUUAGUGUCGACGUGUUCGGAGAGACCCGAGGAUACAUUUUAGAGGUGUUUGGUGCUCAUUUCGAGCUGCCUGACCUGGGUCCAAUAGGGGCAAAUGGACUGGCAAACCCCAGAGACUUCCAAACCCCCGUGGCUUGGUACGAGGACCGCACUAUAGCCACCGGCUACACCAUUGUCAACAAGUACCAGGGAAAGCUCUUCUCAUGUCAACAGGACUUCUCGCCAUUUAACGUGGUGGCGUGGCACGGAAACUAUGCACCGUACAAAUACAAUCUGGAGAACUUCAUGGUCAUCAACUGUGUGGCGUUUGAUCACGCGGAUCCAUCGAUUUUUACCGUUUUGACAGCCAAGUCCACUCGGCCAGGGGUGGCCAUUGCAGAUUUUGUCAUCUUUCCUCCUCGUUGGGGUGUGGCUGAUCACACCUUUCGGCCUCCUUACUACCAUAGGAACUGCAUGAGUGAGUUUAUGGGCUUGAUCAAAGGCCAUUAUGAAGCCAAAGAAGAGGGGUUCCAGCCUGGAGGAGGAAGUCUUCACAGCAUCAUGACUCCACACGGCCCUGACGUUGACUGCUUCGAGAAGAACAGCACUGCUCUUCUCAAGCCAGAGAGAGUUGCUGAGGGCACCAUGGCUUUCAUGUUCGAGUCUUCCUUCAGCAUGGCUGUGACUAAGUGGGGUUUGGAGACCUGUCAGCGUCUGGAUAAAAACUACUAUAAAUGCUGGGAGGCAUUAAAGAGUCACUUCAAUCCAAACUGGAAACCCAGCAGCAAGUAGAGCCCAUGGUUAAACCUCGACUGAAAUAUCUGAUUCACUCAUAAUGGUUUUAUCUGUGAGAGGUUCAGUUAAUCCCAGAUGUUCUGUGCAUUUAGAAUAAGAACAGCCAUACAAUUAAAUGAAAUUACAAAAA
Danio rerio (zebrafish) is the source of this 1572-nucleotide messenger RNA. It is a transcript of the gene hgd, whose product is annotated as homogentisate 1,2-dioxygenase. Gene Ontology annotation, molecular function: homogentisate 1,2-dioxygenase activity. Gene Ontology annotation, biological process: L-phenylalanine catabolic process. The record is from RefSeq and is marked provisional. NCBI's taxonomy places the organism in Eukaryota, Metazoa, Chordata, Actinopteri, Cypriniformes, Danionidae.